AUGGCGUACGUCGACCACGCCUUCUCCAUUUCCGACGAGGACAUCAUGGUGGAAACAUCGUAUGUCGCCCAGAACCGGCCUCCGAUCAAGGAAAUCGGGCUCGCCGUCGCGAUGCUCUUCUUCGGGACCCUGGCCAUCGUCUUGGGGUUCGUCAUGGCCGCAAACAGGGUCGGCGGCGACAGAGCCCACGGUAUGAGUGCCGCCCUUGCCCUGGCUCGGUUUUCCGGCUCCUUCUACUGAUCCAUGCUUUGUUCUGACUUCGGAUUGCUUGGUCGACGUAGGACUUUUCUUCGCGGCCUUGGGAGCGGUGCUGUUUCUUCCAGGGUUCUAUUACACGCGGAUCGCGUACUAUGCUUACAAAGGUUACAAGGGAUUCUCCUUCGCCAACAUACCUCCAGUCUGA
Messenger RNA from Spirodela intermedia, 403 nucleotides. The record is from the annotation of a GenBank genome assembly. Lineage: Eukaryota; Viridiplantae; Streptophyta; Magnoliopsida; Alismatales; Araceae.